UUCACAAUACAAGAGUUCAUGCAUACAACUGUUCCUCCAGACGACGUCGAGCAGAUAUGGAGUUUCAAAAUAUUGGAAUGUAUGAGUGUAGAAACUCAAUGAAUUACUUCUCUGGAGGAACAGUUUAUGAUACGUCAGUUAUUUACGAGAAUCCGGUUUGUACCAACACGAAUUUCACGAGUCUCCAGAUUAAUAGACAAAAUGAAUUCCCGAUCGAUUCCAUCACUCAUCUCGAUGAUGAUGAGUUCAAUAAUCAUGUUGAUUCAAAUGUUACCCGUCAUGUUGGUCCUCAAAUGACCAAUACUCUCACGAGAACAGAGAAGUUUGAAUCUUUACCAUAUCAUUCUAGUCAGAACAAUCGAGCUAACGUUUCAAACUUUUUUGACCCAGUCUCGGGUAAUUUUAACCAUCAAAUUGGUAAUUAUUUCAAUGGCUCGCUAUCCUUGCCCAAUGCUAUCAAUAACUUUGCGAAUCGUAGCUUGUCAGUGGACGUAAAUACAACUGAUGAAGAAGGAAGAGAAGUUUUUUCUCAAUCAUCUUCUUUACCUUCUACCGUAUCCAUCUUAAACUCAUCCAGUGAUAGCAGUUGGCAAGAAAGCAAUGAGUCUUUCACUGCUAGUCCAUCCACCACUGCGAGGUCUUUGUCCAACUCCAGACUUACACAUAGGAGAAAACAAACCCACGUUAUCAUAGACGAUUAUUCCCUUGAAAUGCCAAAUGAAGAUAAUGGUACUGCAAGUUAUGAAACUAAGGGGGAUGCAUUUUCGUGUGAAAAUGACAAGCGAUUUGGACAAAUAAAGAUGAAAAGUAUCUUAAAAAGCAGGAAACCUAUUUAUAAUAAUAGUAACAAUAAUAAUAAUGAUGAUGAUGAUUAUGUUCAUCAUAGAAAUUUGUUUAGCUCUAACAGUAAGUUGUGUUCGAACGACAAAAGAAGUACUGCAAGUUCCAGUAUGAAUUUCAGUAUGGAAAAAAUCAGUAAUAACUUGCCAGUCAGUACACCUUUCAACUCACUGCAAAUUGGCACAGAGUUUACGCAACCAAAUUAUUUGGAUUAUGUGCCACCAUUUGAAAAAAUUGAUACUAACACGGAAAAGUUGAUUACUCCAAAUAUUAAUCUGAGUGCAUAUCAAAUUGCCAAGGCUUCUCAAGUAAAACUUGCGCAAGCGAAACAAGUAGACCAUAGUGGGAUAGAUAUUAGUUUUCCCAAUGAAAAUGGCAAUUUAUCAACUUCUGAGAUUGCAGAAAAAGCACUUUGCUUAAAAUCUGCAUAUUAUUCUGAAAAGUUUGACUAUGAUAAUAUUUUCAAUACAUCCAAUGAAGCUAUAAUAAAUGAAGUAUUUUUUGAUGAAACUUCAGCAUAUAAAGGAAUCGAGCUGGAUCUCAGUUUUCGAAUCGAUAAAGUGCGCGUGGAACCUUACCAGCUUCCACACAAGGCUUUCAAUUCAGUGUCAUUGAUGGAAAGUUUGGACGAAUUGAAGCGCUUUGGAGGAAUCACAGGAGAAAACGGUACCGAAAAGAAAUAUUAUAAAAUUCCAUUUGCCAAUUGUGAAUCCGUUGAAACUUACGGAGACAGUAGAUAUAAUCAACAGAAGCUGUACCAAUGCACAAAUAUUGUAAAUUUGAGUAGUACUUGUGAGUCAGAUGAUCCAUCAAGCGAAGAAACUGUUACAAGUUCAGAAACUGAAAACAAUCAACCUUUGCUAUCUUUGAAAAUCAAAAUCAAACGAAUCGCCAAUAACAAAAAGAACAAAUUUGUUAUUGAUAAUUCAAUUGAACCAUAUGUGUACGUUAAUGAUAGAAAGAUUAUGAAUAAAGCUAAUAGGAAUACGCAGAGGUAUCAAUGCGCCGACUGCUUGGAAAAAUUUAGAACCAAGAAGUUGUUGAUAAGCCAUGUUUCUGCAUAUCAUAAAGGGCCAUAUGACACCGAGUGCGAUGUCUGUCAUAUGAAAUUCAAAAGAAGCUCUGCGCACAAGCCACACCUGCCUUGGUGUGAGAGAUACAAGAAAUUCAAAUGUGAUUUGUGCUCCAAAGAGUAUUGUUAUAAUGCUUCUCUUCAAAAGCAUUUAAAAACCCAUGAAAAAUUAUUCAAUACCGAGUCAUACUUUGACCAGAAGCCAAUGGAUUAUUUAACAUUAUACAAUAUUACUGAGUAUUGAUAGGUAAGCCACAAAAUUUAUGGUAUGAAUAAAUUUUAGACUACGAGAAGAUUUAUUCAAGUUACUUAACAAACUAAGGUCUAAGUAAGAGCCUGAUGAAUCAAAGAAAAAAUACACUCAAGUUGUUAAGAGGCACAUUGGUUAAGGAUAGCACAUUAUCUUGAAAGCUAGGACAAAAAAUUACUCACCGCGGGUCAAACAUCUGGAUUAAAUUUUUUUAACGUUUUUAUUUUAAUCUUAUAUUACCAUUAAAAAUUUUAUCAAGCCAUUUACAGAAAAUAACCCGGUUAAAAGCAUAAUGUUAUUUUUAUCUUGAAAUUUCAAAAAUUUUU
Copidosoma floridanum is the source of this 2488-nucleotide messenger RNA. RefSeq lists its product as uncharacterized. Gene Ontology annotation, cellular component: nucleus. Gene Ontology annotation, biological process: regulation of gene expression. Lineage: Eukaryota; Metazoa; Arthropoda; Insecta; Hymenoptera; Encyrtidae. The record is from RefSeq and is a predicted model, not a curated record.